UGGGAUACCAAAGCCUGGGCGUGGACGUGCUUUCAUUUAAUGGUUUAUACAAGUGAAUAAAUUGGUUUCUCCGUUGGAAUCUAUCAACUCCAUUCAAAAUCCCACAAUCGCGUUGAUGGCAUUUCACACUGGACCAGUUGGGCACAACUAUUCACUCUCUUCAUACUCGGCAUUGUGGCCUGGGUAACCGCCUGGACUCAUAUGGAUGAACAAUGUCAACUGUGUGCACUUGUCUUCAAAAUUGAUAAACAACUGCGCGAAUUUGCCGAAAUCGAAUUCGACUACAAGCUACUACGCAAACGACUAUUCUACCAAUUGGGCUUAGAGCUGCUAAUUGCAUUUCCAUUAUCGAUGGUCAAUUGCAUGAUCAUACAACCGACAACGACUUUAUUUCUACCCAUCACAGCCUGCUAUUGGUUCAUUUGUGUUGCGCCCAUCAGUCUGCUUAUCUUCAAACAGUUUCAAUUCUACAAUCAAAUGUACAUAUUGAAAACGAAAUUCGAACUGAUAAAUUGUAAGUUGAGUAGAUUCAAUCGCAAUGGUGUACUUGCCAUGGCGCGCAGGCGUAUAUUGACAGUGCGAAAAAUAAAUUCAGUUAGUGAAAUUCCACUGACAGCGGUGCCGAUUUCUGCAGCACACAGUGAAUCGGUGGCCCUGGAGGAGCCUAAUGUGGAAAUCUUACAAAAUUUACUAAUGAUUUAUUCCAGUAUUAGCGAUGGUAUUGAUUUGGUGCUCCGCAUUUUCGCCUGGCAUUUGCUGGCUAUCACCGCCGUAUCCUUUGGCGUCAUCACCAUACAGAGCUACAAUUUGUUCAUUCUGAUGACGCAUUCUCUAGCCUUGCCAACACAUCACGUCUUCUUCAUUAUAGCUUGGAUACUGGUACAAGUAAUGGCGAUUGCGAUGAAUGUGCGUAUAUGCAGCAGCACCUCAAGAACGAUGGAUGCCACUGUUUCGCUGCUGCAUAAAAUGCGUUGUUCAUCGAAUGCGGCGCCAAAUGCAUGCGUCUUCUAUCAGAUGCUGCAGCUCUUCUCAAUGGAAGUUUUGCAAAGGAAACGGAAUUUCAACGCGGCUGGCUUCUUCGAUAUGGACUACAAGCUCAUCACGUCGAUUUUUGCAUCUGUUACUACGUAUCUGGUGAUAAUUAUCCAAUUCCAUUUUACUAGCGUCCCAGAUGGCCAUUUUGCAAAUCAUUCAGUUUAUUGAACAAACUAUAUUGACAAAUACAAUUGGAAGUUAUG
Molecule: messenger RNA, 1238 nt
Organism: Rhagoletis pomonella (apple maggot)
Lineage: Eukaryota; Metazoa; Arthropoda; Insecta; Diptera; Tephritidae
Product: putative gustatory receptor 2a
Exons: 4
Coding region: 202-1203 (333 amino acids)
Biological process (GO): sensory perception of taste
Cellular component (GO): membrane; neuronal cell body; dendrite
Source: RefSeq, a predicted model, not a curated record